This is a messenger RNA of Racocetra persica, 137 nucleotides long. Lineage: Eukaryota; Fungi; Glomeromycota; Glomeromycetes; Diversisporales; Gigasporaceae. The record is from the annotation of a GenBank genome assembly.
AUGCGGACAACCAAUAGCUUUAUUAAGAGACCACCACUAAAUGAACAAGCUGCAACAAUGUCAGAACUAAACUCACCAAGAUACCGCACAUAUUCAGCUAUUAUUAAACAUUAUGAAAAAUUGACCACAGAAAAUAA